This is a messenger RNA of Drosophila serrata, 886 nucleotides long. Its product is annotated as rab-like protein 3. The record is from RefSeq and is a predicted model, not a curated record. NCBI's taxonomy places the organism in Eukaryota, Metazoa, Arthropoda, Insecta, Diptera, Drosophilidae.
CCGGCAAGAUACAACAAUAGUUAUGGCACUACAAAAGGAUCUAGAGCGACUACCCUAUUUUCGCUUUCCCGUCAUAAAUCGUGAGACGCUACUAGUGCACUUAACAUUGAACAAGGAAUCUCCAAAAAAAAUGGCAGAGAAACAGCUCCAGGUCAACGAUGUGCCCACCGUCCGCAUCCUCAUGUUGGGCGAUAAAGGUGUGGGUAAGACAAGCGUUACCAAUUUGAUGGCCUGCAGCAUUGAUACGCCCACCCUGGCCUCCCGAUCGGUGAAACAUCGCUACUGGGACAUUCAGGUGCGAUUGCACGAGUAUAUCAAGACUGAGGUGAUGCCGCCUACGCCCGAUUGGACAUCGCAUUCCUCGUCGGAGGAUAAGUCCCUGUUUCCCCCACAGCGCAAACCCACCAAAACCGAAAUCCUCUAUUUCGUGGAAUUCAUCGAUAUAAUCACCGAGUGUCGUCUGCAACGUGCUCAGUAUAAGGAUUUAACCAAGGAUAUCGAUGGCAUUGUGCUCGUCCACAAUCUGGAGAACAUGCGUUCGCAGGACAAUCUCCACGAUUGGCUGUACGAGCCACUGCGUCAGAUUUGCAAGCAGCGCCAUGGACGUCAUCGUCCGAUCUUGAAGACCCACCAUGUGCCCAUUCUGGUGGUGGGCACCAGGCUGGACAAGAUGCCCAGCCCACCAGUGCGUCGUCGCUCUGGCAUUGCCCAUCAGCUAAACGCGGAUGAGAUGUUCCUAAACUGUCUGGAUGUCGGUGGUUUCGAGGAAAACAGUCGCACUCAGGAACAGAUGCGUCGUUUUUUCGAUCGCGUUGUUGAAUUCAAGGAGAAAUAUCCACUCUGGGGCUCAAACACUGACUGAUUUGCACCUACGAAUUUUAUAGAU